AUGGGGCUGACGGAUCGAAAAGAUUGCAAGAAAUGUCAAGAGCAGGGCACUAAGGAAACAAUGGAGCAUCUCUUGUGCACUUGUACCGCAUUGACAAGACUACACUUUAAGCAUCUGGGGUCUCCAUGGAAUGAUAUACUGGAGGAGUAUGUUAAGAUUCUGGCAGGCGGACGCACCUCAUCCACACUGCGCAUACGUGGCCCAAGCGACGACAGUGCAGCCGACAAAUCCUACACAGAACCGUUACGCGGUGAACGGUUGCAUAUGGAGGACGAAGAGGAUGAACACGAAUUAUCCGAGAACUUCGUCUCUUCAUCCACGAUGGGACCGGAAUUGGUGCGCGCAAUAAUCGACGAACAUAUGGAGCUGGACAAUGACACACUCGAUGAAGAAGACUGCGAAGUACAUUCCAUAACAAGUGGGGCGCGCUAUCACAAUGACAUUGCCGCCACCACCAGCAACAGCAAUAACAACAAUCAUGACAGCCAAGCACGACAAAUGUUGCAUUGCACCGUUAAAACAGUAUUCCCAGCACCAGCGCUGAGAGACAAACAAUUGCUGGCAACACACACAACGAAUUUGAGCGCCAACAACUGCAACAACAACAGUCACAAGCGUCUUUACGGCAGCGAUGAAGAGGACACCGACUCCGACACAUAUUCCAGCAUGUGUGAGAUCAAGAAAACCGAAGGUCUGCUAUCGAUAGCGUUGAAGACGAUCAAAUUGGUGAAACGAAAUCAAUUGUUGCAACGACGUCUGGCGCAGCUGCAGGUCGAGACAUCGGAGUUCAUACAAUCGGUAAUGGCAAAUCCGGAGAAUCGACAUAUUCGCGGUAAUAUGAACUCGCCGGCAACAACAAUAUCGUCAACACCGUCAUCACCUUCAAUGCCUUCGCCGUCAACCGAAUCACCGCUAACACCGUUACAAUCGCCAACAACAACAACAACAAUGCAGCAGAGUCAAAACGCGGCGGAGGCCUAAAAUGUAGCUUGGACUGGAGAUAGCCUAAGCGUAGUUUUAUUGUAGCGAGCAGCAUGUUGCUGACGCUUGGCCACAUGUUGCACACAUACUAAAAUGUUGCGAAGCACAAUUCAACCAACAUUUACACAUAUACUUAUGCAUAGGUAUGCACACACACAUACGCAUAUAUACAAGUACAUCAUUUGAGUGCUUUGCUUUUGCGCGGCGUGUUUUUGUUUUUGGUUUUUCUUUUGUUGGCAGCCAAUCAAGCUGCUUGCAUUGCAUACUUGCAGGCGUACCUCAAUUCUAUUUCAAAAUGUGAUAAAUCAGCAGAAACAAUGCAAGCACACCACAGCGCAGCCGCAUUUUAUAAAUUCUAUAUAAAGAAAUCAAAUCAUAUACACACAUAGACAUACAUAAUAUGUUAAUAUAUAAUAUAAAAAGUAAUUAAUGUAUAUAAAAUAGUUAUAAAUAUGCUACAGCUAUGUGUAUAGUAUACACACAUACAUACAUAAGUAUAGGUGAUGAAAUAUUAACAAAGCAAAGUUAAAGAAAAACCAACAACAACAACAGCAAAAAAAAUAUUACAACAAACAUUUAAACACAGUAAAACUACUCAUUUUCUAGCAUUAAGGUAUGUAACUAGUCACAACAUACAUACAUACAUAGCAUACAAGAAGAGGGAGGGAUGCGCGAAAGGCUGCGGUAGAGCUGCAGGCGACCAAAUAUUGUUGGCAGCACACUCAGCAUACAAACAUAUUUAGCAAAACUGUUAGCAUUGUAGUGAUCUCAGACGAAAGUUUUUCUCCGCCUUUAAAGCAAAAAUGAAAAACUGAAAAAACUCACAAAAAAAAAAAAUUAAAAAUUUCUCUAACAAUCAUUCAAAGCGCUAUAACACAUUAGUUGGCCACAUUACUCCCGUUACGCAUUGAAAUUAAACUUUGAAUAAUAAAAUUUUCAAAGUUUUUAAAUAUUUAAAAAACUUAAAAAAUAUUAGUGAAUUUUGAAAACAAACACUGCUCACACAAAGAGCACAUUUUCUGCUUACAACAUUAUAUAAACAUAUGUAUGUAUAUUUUAAUGCAUUUUCACCUUAAUAUUAAUGCUUUUUGUACGAGAAACCUUUGCUGCUCCUAAAAAUAUGCCAAAUAUUCGUAAGCUUAGUAACGUAGCGUCUAGCUCGGCUUCUAGCUUUGUUCCAAAUCAAUUGCGUUUUUUUGUUAUUGUUGCUUUUCAUGCAAACAGGCUUUUGUAGCACUGAACAACUAUAGUAUUUUAACUGGUUACUGUAUAUGUAUGUAGCGCGUAAUAAAUUCGUAUUUAUAAUUUCUAUAUGGAAAAUGUACUGAUUGAUAACUAAAAGUUUAACAUUUUAUUGAGCGUAGUGAAUAAAAUGUGAGCAUAGUUCGUAAAUGGUAGUGAGACGUUGAGAACUUAAUAUAGGAAAUGCUAAAUAAUAGCCUCAGCAAGUAAGAAAUGUAAUGUUUACCAGAUCGGCGAAAAAAAUACAAUUUAACAAUAAAAAUAUCUUAAAAAUAGUAUUUAUUUUGAAAUUGUUUUCAAUUUUUAUAUU
Molecule: messenger RNA, 2533 nt
Organism: Bactrocera tryoni
Lineage: Eukaryota; Metazoa; Arthropoda; Insecta; Diptera; Tephritidae
Exons: 3
Coding region: 1-981 (326 amino acids)
Source: RefSeq, a predicted model, not a curated record